UGUCUCUGCGCGCGUGUGUGUGUGCGUUGGGAGAUUUUCCAGUUCCGGGGUCAUGCGAAAGGCGAAGGACACUCGCUUGGCACCUCCAGGCAUUGUGAAAGUGAGGCAGAAGCAAAUGGAGCAAGUGCCUUCCCGCGAGCAGACAGCUGGGCCUUACUAGACGACUAGUCCUGUCUGUGCAGAGCACAGGAUGGCUCGCACUAUGGAACCACUGGCAAAGAAGAUCUUUAAAGGAGUUUUAGUAGCUGAACUUAUGGGCGUUUUUGGAGCAUAUUUUUUGUUUACUAAGAUGAACACAAGCCAAGAUUUCAGGCAAACAAUGAGUAAGAAAUUUCCUUUCAUCUUAGAAGUUUAUUACAAAUCCAUUGAACAGUCUGGAAUUUAUGGAACCAGAGAGCAAGAUCAAGAAAAAUGGUUCAAUAGCAAAAAUUAGGACCAGUCAUCACGUUCCGCCUCCCAUCGAAGCUGUUUGAAACCUUUAAAAAGAAGAAAGAUGAGUGUGUCACACUGUAGAUGCUGAAGUCCCAGAGAGUGGCCUGCUGAGUAGCAAGAGCUUCAGGUCACCCAUGGCCUGCGGCUUCCACCCACCAAGCCAACCCAUCACUUGUUUGUUGCUCUUCUACUUUUAUUAUCAAAGACUCAUGUUUUACAAAUAAAACACUAAGGAAGGGAAAAGAACAAA
This is a messenger RNA of Chinchilla lanigera (long-tailed chinchilla), 682 nucleotides long. RefSeq names its product protein CEBPZOS. The coding region runs from base 191 to 433 and encodes 80 amino acids. The record is from RefSeq and is a predicted model, not a curated record. NCBI's taxonomy places the organism in Eukaryota, Metazoa, Chordata, Mammalia, Rodentia, Chinchillidae. The transcript has 6 exons.